UUGUUGUUCCGUGGUAAAGAUAGAUAAAUGUUGAAAUAUUUCUGUAUUUACUAUUUACGGGAGCAGAAAAAACUUUUCAUCGCGAAUAUCGUGCGUCAGUGAUUUCACGGCCUUAUUGGCACAAAAUGUUUUAUAUUUUGUGAAGUGCUAAUGUACCGAAACCAGGAGACCAAUACUUUGUGAUGUGAUCGCAACUGCAGACACGACACGUAUUUGUGUUAUCACUGUGUCUAAAGUCUUGCUCUAGUCAAUGACUGGUAGUCAUGGCAUCAUGUGGAUAAUAGCGACCAAAACGUAGAAGCGGGAUCAUGAGUCGUGCCAGAGAACUACGACAACGGAGGCAACAAUGGAUGACAGAGCACCCCCGAAAGCUUGCUGGGGAGCUAAACAGAUCUCAAAAAUUUGUGCUCGGACUCGUAGCACUGCUGAUGUUCGACAUCAUCUGGGUUUUCAAACUGGAAGUCCUAAAUACUCUUUACAGAGUACCAGAGUUCCAAAAGCCAUUUUUCAGUACCUACAUUAGAUCUUCGAUGUUUACCUUGUAUCUACUCGGAUUUUGCUUCUUUCCUCCAUGGCGAGACCAUUGCAACCGACCAACGACUUAUAUGUACACAGAUCCAAAUGUGGAAGACGAUAACUUUUAUUCGGAAGCCAAUACAAGUUUGAGCGACCCGACGUUCGUUCCGAUUAAAACUCCAGAUCAAUGCGAACGCUCUUCCGGAACCGAAAGCGAUGAUUCGUCGAUAAGAUCAGUGAGAUUUAGCAAGUUGGCAGAAGUACGUCACAUGUCAGAAACAGUCGCUACGGAAGCUGUUUUAGCCCGACUUAGUUAUCAGGCCAGCGUCAGGGCGGGUGAAUAUGCCAGACGGCAAGCUAACAAAUUCUCCGCUCAGAAAGUUGCCAAGAUCGCUCUCAUAUUUUGCAUUCUGUGGUUCAUCUCCAGCUACACGAAUCAACUGUUGCUGGAUGAAGCAGGACCAGGAAUUGUAACAGUAUUGUCUUCGAUGUCUAGUUUAUUUAUCCUAUUUCUCGCUGCUUGCUUCCCAAAUAACGGAGGAGACAAAUGCACCUUGUCUAAGUUGGUUGCAGUGUCCAUUAGCAUACUUGGUCUCAUACUAGUUGGUUAUUCAGAGUUCAAAAUCGAGCCGAGUAGGAUACCAAAUAGCAUAAUUUUAGCUCUAGUCAGUGCAUUGACGUAUGCAAUUUACAUUGUAUUUUUAAUGAGAAAAUCGGGUAACGAAGAGAAGCUGGACGUUCCAAUGUUCUUUGGCUUUGUUGGCUUUUUCAACCUUGCACUUCUGUGGCCUUUUUUCUUCAUCCUUCAUUAUGGACAUUGGGAGGAAUUCGAAUGGCCCACCCACCACCAAUGGACUGUUCUAAUUGUUAAUGGCUUAUUUAACUUUCUCAGCGAAAUUAUUUGGCUCUGGAGCUGCUUCUUCACUUCCUCCCUCAUCCCAACCCUGGCAGUCGGCUUAACAGUGCCAAUGUCCAUGAUGCUAAACGUUUUCCUGAAGAAGCAUACAAUGUCGUGUAUUUUCUACCUGGGAACGAUACCGAUGAUUUUGGCAUUUUUAACAGUUUCUUUUUUAUCUUACUACGAUAACUGGGACCCAGUAUUGGACAUGCUGAAAAGACUGUAUGCCUGGAUCUGCCGCAGAGGCAGAGCGAUCAGAAUACCAGACUUGGAGGCUGAGCAGACCGAGUCACUGAUUGGCUUGAACAGCGGAGAGCACGAAGCUUAAAUUAAAGACAAUAAUGCCAGGUCAUGUUACUUAAGUUUUGAAAGCACUAACUUGAAACAAUAGAUCUUUUAUUGUACCUAGAUUUUUUACGAGCUUUUCAAACAAGCACAAAGAUACUACUACAAUGAUCUUGAUCCCCAGGUGCCACCUUAUUGGGUCGUUCCUUUUAGAUCUCGAACCGAUUAGCGAGAAGAUAGUGAAAGGAAAUUGUAAUGAUAAAACGUCACAAAAGCGUUUAUCCUCGAAACUUUUACACAAUCGUUCAAAACAAUCUACCACCUUCAAUUCUUAUCUUGUUGAAAUUAAUACUUGAACAGGGUGGCCACAUGUCAGGAAAGUCAGGGAAAUGAAGUAGCUAUCAGGUAAAAUAAAAAUUUGUAUGUUUUAAUAUUAUUUUGGAAGUAUUUCCUAAUAUCAAUAUAAAUAUUUGUUCAAUGUGCAUUCUUGAAAAAUAGAAUUUGUUUCUUAUUUUUUUAUUUGUAGUUAUUUAUUUAUUUAUUUAUUUAUAGUUUGGAUACAUGUCCUUUACUUGAUUAAUCCAUACUUUCAUGUAAAGCGCAUUUUGCUGGCUUAUUUGACUAUUUUUCUUGGCACAUUAUUGAUACAUUAUUCAAUCGUGUGGCCACCCUGUUGAAGCUAUAUCCAGCCAAAACUAAGUAUCAUGAAGAAAUGUACAGCAAUGUUACCCUAUCAAAGUGUUCUUAUUUUACAAAAGAGUUUGCAUUGCAAUUUGCUAUUUUCAAUUGCUUUCUUUAGUUGGAAAUUUUUAUUCACUGUUACAAAAGUACUGUUGAACUUCAGAGAUAUAAAUUACAGAAAAGUAGACGAAAGAGCGUGUUAUGCUAGUUUAUCGUUUAAGAAAUGUUUCGAGUGGUAUACGACAACUAAGUCUGAAUAUGAAAGAACACACGUCUAAUGAAGCAUAUAAAGAUAAUAAUUACAAAUAUUAACCUAACUUUAAGCUUGAAGUCUACAUCCAUACAUAGGAAUAUGACGUGAACUGAAUUACAAAUGUGUACCUUACGACAUGUAAGUUUUAGCCUUGAUCAGUUCAAAAUUUCAAAUCAUGAAAAUUAAAUUUUUUCAUCAUUAAAAGCUUUAAACUUCAAACUGCUUAACUAUUAAGGUUUUUUUCAUUUUAAACUGUUAAAUUUUUAAUAUUUAAAUUUAAAAUGAUUGAGUUUGUAAGAAAAAGAACUCCGAAAUUUUUAACUAUUAAUGCUCUCAAGUUUGAAACAAAGAUAAAUCAAAAAGGGUUCAAAUAACAGUGGUCGAAUUUCAAACUCUAUAUAUUUGAAAUUAUCUAAUUAAUCAAGUUUCUAUAUAAAAUUCUUCAAAUUUGAACGUUAUGAAAUAAUGAUUCUCUAACGGCCUUAAUUUCUGAAUUGUAAAAUUCUGAAACAAAAUAAUUUUCUAAAUUUCAAUAUAAAAUAUAAUUUAUGCAGUCGGUAAAUUCGAAGUUAUAUACCCUUUGUAAUAAAUUCUUGAAUAAAAUAAAAACGUUAUUUCAUAAAGUAGAUAAUGCCAAAUUAAUGAAAGCAUAUUAUCAUUCUUGUUUUAUGAAAGAAACCAUUAUUUUAUAUGAAAAAAUUGUAAACAUAAAAAAAUAAUUGUUUUAGCAAUAAUUUUUUUAAUUGAAUUUUUCCUUUUUAUCGGUUCUUACCAAUUAAAAAAAAUGGUUGAAUUUUAAUAAAUCAGCCCGUCCUAUUUUUUUGGAAAAGGCAUUGCCUGCAACUCUGCUGUUUUCAAUCUUGAAAAUAAGUACAUAAACUUAAAAUAUAGUUAUUUGUUGUCAAAAUUUUUAUUUUCUAAAACAUUUUUUCAACUAUUACAGUCAUAAAAAAUUAGUGUCAAAAUUGGAAACUGUACAGUCGAAGAGAGUGUUCUCCCCGUUCAAAUAAGCCUCCACUGAAUAAAAUUCAACCAUUCUUUAACAAAUUGGUAAGAGGGGAUAGUAACAAAAAAUUCCCUUGAAAAAGAUGUAGCUGAAAUAAUAUUGUUUUUGUAAGUUUUGAAGUUUUCAUUAAAAAUUACGUUUUUUAUUUGAAAUGGCAUCAUGAGUAAUAUUGUUUUCAUUCUUAAAAUGAUAGAAAAAAUAUUUUUUCAGAAUUUUUAUUUUCACAACGAAAACUGCUUUUAAUCGUUCAACGCUGUAGAGUUCGGAAUAAAAUUGAUAUUAUUAUUUUAGAACGAUUAAAGUCGAAUAUUUGCAGUUUCAAAUUUCGAAUGUGGGAUACUUUAAAACUAGUAGCGUUUGGAAUUUAAUAAUUUUUUAUUCUACCCUUCAAAAUCAUACAAUUAUAUAUUAUAAAAUGGAAAUAGCAAUUUCCAAAAGAAACGUUCUUUAAAAAUUAUUCUUUGGAAUUGUACAAUUUCCAAUGUCUUUAAUUUGGAAAGGGUCUAAUUUCAAAGGCUUCGAAUUUGUUUAAAUUCUGAAUUGCUUUUACAUGGUAAAAUUCAGAAUGAUCUUGAAAUUCUUGACAUUUAAAUAUUAAACUUUGAAGACUUUUAAUUCAAUUUUAAAGGUUUAAAUUUGAGAAUUUGAAUGACCGAGAAAAAUGUAUGAAAACCGAAAAAUGACCUUUUUAAAAAUCGGUUCCGGCUCUUACAAAUAAAGGAAACAGCUUUCUUAUAUGUUUUAAGAACAAAGAGUAGAAUCUGAUCUUGGACGUGAUAAUAUUCUUGCAAGUAUUCUUACCACCAGGACUGAUUUUUUUGACAUAUUUUUUAAUUUUUAUUUUAUUGCCAUGCGUCGCGUACUUAGUUAUUGCUUGAUAAGAUUUAAUUCUAAGGCUAUAGUUUAACAUUAAGACAUCCUUAGUGAGAUAUUCUUACAGCUUUGCGCUGAGAAAGUAAUUUUAUUUUGUGAGGGAUAAUGCAUUCAAUCCUGGACCAAUUCACAAUUGCGACGUGCUAAAUCUAAAAUUAGUCGAAAGCUUGUAAAUAAGUGCAAUUUCGAAGAAACCGAACCUAGGAUUAUCAAAAUUUUCUAAUUGUAAGGGGAAGGAAUCAAAAUCUUGGAAAAACGUGCAAUUCUAGUCAAAUAAAGAUAAUUUAUUUCGUCCUCGAUUAUUGAAAAUGUGCAAUCUCACGGCAAUUGAAAAGCGAUCGAAUUUUUUGAAAAUUCUCAAAUUUAAUACGCACAGCGUGUCUGAAUUGUAAUCUUGAAAGCUUUUAAAGACAUUACAUUUGCAUAAUUCAAUUAACAUGUGUUUUGAUACGAAGUAUUUAGACUAUUACUUUUCCAUUCCAGAUUAGUUGAUUGAUAAUUAUACAGAAGUGAUUCCCUAUUAUGUAAUAAAUUAUUGUCUUCGGUAUGAAUCAUUUGCGGUGAAAUAUAAGUAAAAAUAAGCUAGCUUGGUUUUGUGAUAUAAGCGAAUAUGGUGCGAAAAGGCGAAAUGAUUCAGUAUAAGGUGUAAAUCUCAGUUUACAAAAUUACAAACUAUAAUCCUGUUAUUGUAUGUAACUGAUCCUUUAUGUUCCGCUGCUGUAUAUUUCAUGUAAAUAUUCUGUAUAAUUAUGCUUAGAAUUGUGUACACGGUGUAUAAAUUAUACUACGAUUAAAGAAGUUAAUGUAAACAAAA
Messenger RNA from Belonocnema kinseyi, 5326 nucleotides. RefSeq names its product solute carrier family 35 member F5. The record is from RefSeq and is a predicted model, not a curated record. Bases 309 to 1742 code for a protein of 477 amino acids. NCBI's taxonomy places the organism in Eukaryota, Metazoa, Arthropoda, Insecta, Hymenoptera, Cynipidae. The transcript is spliced from 9 exons. Gene Ontology annotation, biological process: regulation of peptide transport.